Spodoptera exigua (beet armyworm) is the source of this 360-nucleotide messenger RNA. The record is from the annotation of a GenBank genome assembly. Lineage: Eukaryota; Metazoa; Arthropoda; Insecta; Lepidoptera; Noctuidae.
AUGUACCUUUACAAGCACGUGAACGGAUUUUAUCCCUACUUGUAUCCAACCAAUUUUUUGCUGGGAUGCUUAAAUUUCAACUCCCUUGAAGUACGACGUUCGCGCGAUCAGAUGACUGUAGUAUUUAAAAUACUUAGAGGGAUUAUUGAUGAUCCUGAACUGCACAAUGAUAUAUGCAACAUGUUUGUCCCAGACAAUUACUGUCGUGGCAGAAGGCAUCGGCUGUUGGUGGUUUCGACCAGCCGAACUAUUGCUCACUCCAAGUCACCUAUUCCUCGGACAGUAGCGGCUAAUAACGCCCUCCUGAACUCAAACACUGAUCUCGAUGUGUUUGUGGAUGACUGGAAGACGAUACUGUGA